AUUUUGUCAUUCAAUUCAUUCAUUAUUCGCUUAGUAUAGCGAAAGAGAAAAUUUUUUACAAGAAGUGAGUUGUGCGAUCGAAGCUUUAAGAGUAUAUAGUAAAAUUGGAAUUAUUUCGUGAAGAAAGUGCGGACGAAAGGGAGAUAUAAAGUGAAGAGUUUAACAUUUUCUGAAGAGAAUCGUUUUUUGAUUAUAUAGCGAGCAAAUCUUUAAGAUGAAUUCAAUCAUCAGUAAUAUACUGAAAGUCAAAUUUGUGACAAUAUUUUGCAUAUUCAUACUGUUGUGCAUGCUGAGCAUAAACACAUGCCAAUGUCGACCGGAAAGACGUCAUCGUCACGGUCACAAACAUCUGCACACAACGACAACCACAACACCCGAAACGGAAGAAAUCAAUGCAACAGAAUCAGAGAGCCAGAUCCGAAAGUGUUUCGACGAUCCGACAACGAUGGAUCUGUGCCAGCGUUGUGCGAAAGAAACAAAAUCACGAACCGUAUUCCCAAUGUGCUGUUCGAAUGAAGAAGGUGUGAAAGACUGGUGUGAGGCGUACAUUUAUUUUGGUCAAUAACGUUAACAUAAAUCAAUUGGAGCGCCGGUACUUGGUAGAUUAUAUAUCUACACCUUCCUCUAGCUGCUAUUAUUUCGUCGGAAUGAAGUUGUCAAUGGGCGGGCUUGAUUUAGUUAGGUAAAUUGUGUAA
Molecule: messenger RNA, 695 nt
Organism: Bradysia coprophila
Lineage: Eukaryota; Metazoa; Arthropoda; Insecta; Diptera; Sciaridae
Source: RefSeq, a predicted model, not a curated record